AUGGUGUCAGUCAUACCAGUGAAGGAGAAGAAGCUCAUCGACGAUGUCAAAAUAGGAGAGCUGCCAAGCUGGAUACUGAUGUGGGAUUUUACUCCUAAAGGCAUUGCUGGAAUGUUUCAAAGGGAACAUGAGCAGCUACACAAGUACCACUGA
Molecule: messenger RNA, 153 nt
Organism: Callorhinus ursinus (northern fur seal)
Lineage: Eukaryota; Metazoa; Chordata; Mammalia; Carnivora; Otariidae
Product: ATP synthase F(0) complex subunit f, mitochondrial-like
Biological process (GO): proton motive force-driven mitochondrial ATP synthesis
Cellular component (GO): proton-transporting ATP synthase complex
Molecular function (GO): proton-transporting ATP synthase activity, rotational mechanism
Source: RefSeq, a predicted model, not a curated record